CCAUCUUGACCCACGGUAGAAGAAACAAGCAUCACAUGAGUGCUGAAUUCACCUGUCGUGUUGAAGUCAAACGCAUACGCAAUAGCCAAGAGUGGUUCAAGCUGACAUGUGGCGGUGGGAAUUGCAUGAAAGGUGUGGGGCGUGAAGACAACGAUAUGUGGUGUGAUGGGUGCGAAAACCCCGUUGUCUUCCCGAGAGGAAGUUUCAGGCUAGAACUCGAGGUGUUUGACUCAACAGCCGAAGCUGUCGUUGUCUGCUUUGAUGACACCGCCCAACGCUUGACAAAGACCACUGCUCAUAGUAUACUCACAGAAGAGUGUGGCCUGUCACGCGUCUACAGCCUUUAUUCCACUGACAUACAGGAUAAGUUCACUCCGGUGAUGGUAAGGAACGCUGAUGGAAGCAUUUCAACACUGCCGAAUUAUUUCACUGCAGUCAGUUGGCUGGUGAUGGGAUUGGGGAUGACGGUGGCAAGCGUUAGCUAA
This is a messenger RNA of Helianthus annuus (common sunflower), 485 nucleotides long. RefSeq lists its product as uncharacterized. The coding region runs from base 36 to 485 and encodes 149 amino acids. NCBI's taxonomy places the organism in Eukaryota, Viridiplantae, Streptophyta, Magnoliopsida, Asterales, Asteraceae. The record is from RefSeq and is a predicted model, not a curated record. The transcript has 3 exons.